AUGGUUAUCGUGUACGGCAUUAUUGGUGCUUUUGCAGCCAUUUUCUUGCUUAUUGUCAUUACCGGCGCUGUCUGUUCCCGCCGCCAUACCGGGCGGUAUAUACCUCGCCUGGUCGCUGGACGAACCCCGCAAAUUAGAGCCGGAGAUAUAACACAAGCCACGCUCGCUGGGCGACCGAGACGAAGUAGAGCGAGAGGUAUAGCGCAAAUUGUACUAGACACCAUCCCUAUUGUCAAAUUCAACAAUGACGACGACGGGGUCGAUGCCGCCAGGUGCGACGUGGAGAUGAUAGCUAACGGCCCUGCUAGCGAGCACUCUCCUUCCCGCUCCGAGUGCAUCGCCAGCGUCGGCCAGUCUACCAGGUUGUAUGAACCUGAGCUGGCAACCACCGAGGAGCCAUCCAAGCAACCUACCACCCUGGCCGCCGAUCGUGAGUCGAAGAAGGAUGCAGCCCCUGACGAAGGUAACGUCUCCUGCCCAAUCUGUACCGAUGAUUUCGUCAGGGGCCAGGACCUACGUGUCCUUACUUGCAACCACCAAUUCCAUCCGGAGUGCAUUGACCCAUGGCUCGUGAACUUUUCUGGCACUUGCCCUCUUUGCCGCAUUAAUCUCAACCCUCCUAAGGCCGAUAAAAAGGCCGAACAAGAAGGAGAGAAUGCCGAGCAGCAUGCCGACGAGAAUGCUGCCACGGAGGAGUCCACCUCCACAAUAGCUGACGGCACGCAGUCCCGCCACUCUCGCUAUCGACUCACUAACUAUCCCUACGGUCCAUUGAACGUCCGGCGCAUACACGAUGCCACCGUUGAGGAACGUCUUGCUUCCUUGCGCCAUAUCCGUCAAGUCAGCCAACGGGAGGGUGCGGGCAUCGAAGAUACAACCGCACGACCAGGCCACAGCCGCUUGUCUAGUCCUUUCCUCAGGCAUUUCCGAAUCAGCACACGCCCCCACGACUUCGAUGCUUCCAGCCCUGGUGUGAGCGAUACCUCUACCCCGACUGUUCCACCGCCAGCCCAUCUAGGGAGCCAUUCAAAUUUGGAAUCCAGCUCAUGA
Messenger RNA from Penicillium daleae, 1050 nucleotides. Its product is annotated as RING-H2 finger protein. The record is from RefSeq and is a predicted model, not a curated record. The coding region runs from base 1 to 1050 and encodes 349 amino acids. The transcript has 2 exons. NCBI's taxonomy places the organism in Eukaryota, Fungi, Ascomycota, Eurotiomycetes, Eurotiales, Aspergillaceae.